AUGUCGGGACAGAAGCGCCCUGCUGAUCCCAGCGGCCUCUGUUCAUCUGGUGCUCCCCCAGAGAAGCGGAGGGAGCGGGAGGGAGAAGAUGGAGGUGCCGGUGUGAGCGCCGGAGCUGGAGGGAGCACCGCGGUGGAGACGGUCAUCAAACUCGGAGGAGUGUCCAACUCUGAGGAACAAGACAUCAAAGCUCUCCAAGCUAAGAACCGAAAGCUGGGAGAAUCUCUUGAUCAAAGACAGGUGAUUGAGGAUGAGCUGCGAGAGCGUAUUGAGAGACUGGAGACCCGGCAGGCCACCGAUGAUGCCAGUUUGCUGAUCCUCAACAGAUAUUGGAACCAGUUUGAUGAAAACAUCAGACUCCUUAUCAGGCGCUAUGAUCAAUCAAGCAGCGAACCAGAGAAAUCCCCAACAGGUGAGGGACGGAGCCUGAAGCCAGAAACUCCAGAACCUGAUGGAGACUCAAACCAGGAGCGGGCCAAAGACAGGGGACAUCAAGGCGAGACCUCUAACUCCUUUUUGGCCACGUUGGCAAGCAGCACCAGUGAGGAGAUGGAGGCUGAGCUCCAGGAGAGGGUGGAAUCUAGUCAGAAGCAGGCCAGUCGUGUGGUGGAGAUCUACAAGAACCUGAAGAGCAUGUUGGACCAACUGAAAGAAGAGCUUGACUCUGGUUCUGAGGGAGGGCUGAAACAGGUGGCAACAAAGCUGUACUCCCUCCUAAGCAGGGAGAAUGAGGUGCUUCAACAGCUGACCGAGGACCUCAAACAAAAACACUGUCACAUGACCAACGAGUCCCGGUCUUUGGGGCGGGCAGCCAACAAAGCGGACCAGCGGGUCAGCGAGCUGCAGGCUCGGAUUGAGGAACUUCAGUGGGAUAUGGAGAAGAUCCGCCGUCGAGAAAACAGGCUAAAUGCCCACCUGAGCGAAAUAUUGGAAAGAGUUAACAGCAAAGGCUACAAAGUAUGUGGAGAGGCCAGCAGCGUGUGUGGAACCAUCACUAUAAACAAGAGAAAGUUUGAGGAAAUGAACAGCGAGUUGGAGGAGAACACAGAGCUAGCAGAAAAUCGCCUCAUCGAGCUGCAGAAGCUCCAGCAGGACUUGCAAAAUGUUCAGCAGGAAAACAACAGCAUGAAGACAGAGCUGCUGAAUCGAGCUGAGGGUCUGGUCAAAGAGUCCGCAGAGUAUCGCUGUCUACAGUCCCAGUUCUCUGUCCUCUACAACGAGUCUCUGACCCUCAAGGCCCAGUUGGAUGAAACACGGGCUCGCCUCAACACUACCAGGACGGCGCGCCUCAGACAGCUGGAGCACAUGGAGAACGACGAGGUGGCUCUGCAGAGGAAGGUCCGUACUGAAGUGUUCCAGCUGGAGGACACCUUGGCUCAGGUGAAGAAGGAGUACGAGAUGCUGCGCAUUGAAUUCGAACAGACUCUAGCAGCUAAUGAGCAAGCAGGUCCCAUUAAUAGAGAGAUGCGUCACCUUAUAAGCACGCUGCAAACACACAACCAACAGCUGAAAGGAGAAGUGGUGAAGUACAAGUUGAGGUUGAGGGAGACCCAAGCUGAGCUCCACCAGAUUCGUGCGUCGAAGGGCAGCAUCAUUCUCCAGUCGCAAUCGAGCACAGAGAUGGACGUGAAGGAUGAGAUGGCCUCUCCUUCAACCCCGGUUGUUUCUGGAGAACCUGUGGUCAAAACAGACCCGGACAACGGCUCGUCCACACCCAGCAGCGCCGGAGUUUCAGUUAAAACGGAGCCCAGCUUUGAACUGGACACAAACAUAAAAGAAGAGGAAAAAGACGAGAAAAAGGAGAAGGAAGAAAAGAAAGAAAAAGACAUUAUAAAGAAAGAGGAAAAAGAGCGGGAGAGAGAAAAGGAGAGGGAAAAGGAGAGAGAUAGGCCGACCAGGAGCAGCGGCGGGAUUAAGGAGGAGAGGGAGAGGCCCGGGGUCAGCAGCCAGCAGGAUGAACCGACCGGAGAUCGGCUCACCAUGAUCGGAGGCUCAAAGAGGAAAGAGAUGGAGCAGCUGAAAAUCGUCCGAGCGGAACUAAAAAAAGCCCAAGAGUCUCAGAGAGAGAUGAAACUUCUGUUGGACAUGUACCGAUCAGCACCCAAGGAGCAGAGAGACAAAGUUCAGCUGAUGGCUGCUGAGAAAAAGACCAAGUCAGAGGCAGAGGAACUCCGACAGAGGCUGCGGGAGCUGGAGGAGAGAGAGCGAAGGGAGGGCAAGAAGAUGGCUGACGAAGAAGCUCUGAGAAAGAUCCGUUCAGUAGAAGAACAGAUAGACAUCCUCAACAAGAAGCUGUCCAUUGCCAAACAGGAGGAAGACGCGCUGCUGAGCGAGAUGGACGUGACGGGCCAAGCCUUCGAGGACAUGCAGGAACAAAAUAUUCGCCUCAUGCAGCAGCUCAGAGAAAAGGACGACGCGAACUUCAAGCUGAUGAGCGAGCGGAUCAAGUCCAACCAGAUCCACAAGCUUCUAAAGGAGGAAAAGGAAGAACUUGCUGACCAACUCCUUACCUUAAAAACACAGGUGGACGCACAGCUGCAGGUAGUUAGGAAGCUAGAGGAGAAGGAGCGCCUCCUGCAGGGGACUAUAAGCACUGCAGAGAGAGAGCUGGGACUUCGUACACAAGCUUUGGACAUGAACAAACGAAAGGCUCAGGAGUCUGCGCUGCUGUCUGAGGAGCUGCGGGCUCAGCUGGAGCAGGUUCAGCAGAAGCUGAAACUGGUCCGAGAGGAGGUGGUUGAGAACAGCAUCUCCAGGGAGAAAGAGUCCUUCAAUGCUCGCAGAGCACAGGAGGACAUUUCCAAGCUUAGGAGAAAAAUUGAGAAGGCAAAGAAACCAGCUGAGAAGAUCAGCAAUGGAGAUGAGAUCCUGAACGAGGAAAUUAACGAGUACAAGGCUCGACUCACGUGCCCAUGCUGCAACUCCCGGGUGAAGGACGCUGUCUUGACGAAAUGCUUCCACGUCUUCUGCUUCGAGUGUGUCAAAACGCGCUACGACACUCGGCAGAGGAAGUGCCCCAAGUGCAACGCCGCAUUUGGAGCGAAUGACUUCCAUCGCAUUUACAUCGGCUAAGUCUCUGCCUGAAGCGCUGGAAUCACAUGGUCCACCCUUUCAUAGGAGGAUUUCCGCUGUGCUCUAAAUAGAAGACUUUAUUAAAAGGUUGUUUUUUUUUUUACACAAUGAAACAUUCCCAUCUAGUAUCCACUACUACACUGAUGUUCUCUGGUGCAGAAGGAAUGAUUUUAUACUGAGUGAUUGUUGCGUGUUUGUGUUUGCAUAUAAAAACAAGCUAUGAAAACAAUAGACAAAGCCCUGCAGUGAAAAAAAAAACAUUUCUGUUAGUAUUUCAGGUGUUUAUAUUAAGUGUUAAUUGAAAAUGUGAUCGUUUUUGCUUUUUAAUUACAAAUUAUCUUUUUUUGCUUCCAAAUCCUGUCAUAUCUCAUUAGUUGUGCUGUAUUUGAUGUUCAGUUAGUUAUUAAACUGAUAUCAAAUAUG
Cyprinodon tularosa is the source of this 3495-nucleotide messenger RNA. It is a transcript of the gene rnf20, whose product is annotated as ring finger protein 20, E3 ubiquitin protein ligase. The coding region runs from base 1 to 3072 and encodes 1023 amino acids. The transcript has 21 exons. NCBI's taxonomy places the organism in Eukaryota, Metazoa, Chordata, Actinopteri, Cyprinodontiformes, Cyprinodontidae. The record is from RefSeq and is a predicted model, not a curated record. Gene Ontology annotation, cellular component: HULC complex; nucleus. Gene Ontology annotation, molecular function: ubiquitin protein ligase activity; metal ion binding.